GGCGAGCGGGGGCGGUGUCCCCGGCCAUGCGGAGCCSGGGCGGGCGGCGGGGGCCGCGCAGGGCCCGGGCUGGGCUGCGGCGGGGCCCCAUGAGGCGCCGGGGGUAGGGCGGGGAGCCCGUUCCCCGCCGCCCCGCCGCCAUGUACACCUUCGUGGUGCGGGACGAGGGCAGCAGCGUGUACACCGAGGUGAGCCGGCUGCUGCUGGCCAGCGGGCAGUGGCGGCGCCUCCGCAGGGACAACCCCCGCUUCAACCUGAUGCUGGGCGAGAGGAACCGGCUCCCCUUCGGCAGGCUGGGCCAUGAACCUGGACUUGUGCAGCUGGUGAAUUACUACAGGGGAGCAGACAAGCUGUGCCGMAAAGCAUCUCUGGUGAAGCUAAUCAAGACAAGCCCUGAGCUAUCCGAGUCCUGCACGUGGUUCCCUGAGUCGUAUGUGAUUUACCCAACAAACUUGAAGACCCCSGUGGCUCCAGCACAGAAUGGAAUUCACCAUCUCAUAAACAACUCGAGGACAGAUGAGAGGGAAGUGUUCCUGGCAGCCUACAACAGGCGGCGCGAGGGCAAAGAAGGCAACGUGUGGAUCGCCAAGUCCUCAGCUGGCGCCAAAGGGGAAGGGAUCCUGAUUUCUUCGGAGGCUGCAGAGCUCCUGGACUUCAUCGAUGAGCAGGGACAAGUGCACGUGAUUCAGAAAUACCUGGAAAAUCCUCUACUUUUAGAGCCAGGGCAUCGCAAGUUUGACAUCAGGAGCUGGGUUCUCGUGGAUCAUCAAUAUAAUAUCUACCUCUACAGAGAGGGUGUCCUGCGGACCUCUUCCGAACCAUACAACAGUGCUAAUUUCCAGGACAAAACCUGCCACUUGACCAAUCACUGCAUUCAGAAGGAGUAUUCCAAAAACUACGGGCGCUAUGAGGAAGGGAAUGAGAUGUUCUUCGAGGAGUUCAACCAGUAUCUGAUGGAUGCCCUGAACACAACGCUUGAGGAUAGCAUCUUACUGCAAAUUAAAAACAUAAUAAGAAGCUGCCUUAUGUGUAUAGAGCCUGCAAUCAGCACGAAGCAUCUUCACUACCAGAGCUUCCAGCUCUUUGGCUUCGACUUCAUGGUGGAUGAGGAGCUGAAGGUGUGGCUGAUAGAAGUCAACGGGGCCCCAGCAUGUGCCCAGAAGCUGUAUGCAGAGCUCUGCCAAGGAAUUGUGGAUGUAGCCAUCUCCAGCGUUUUCCCCCUCGACACCGAUACCGGGCAGAAGAUGAGCCAGUCAUCAUCGAUCUUCAUCAAGCUGUGAUGACAACACAACUGCCACUGCUGUGAACAGGGAGAGACUGCCCCCCUCGGGUCAGCACAGUUCGGUGGCUUAUCUCAGUGUCAUGCCAAAAAGCGAUWGAGACAGGCUUCAUAUUUUCUGGGAGACCACAGGGAAAAACAACAAAACAGGCAUCCUCACAGAGCUGUGAUGAGCCAGAGYUGCUCGGAUCACUCUGCCUGCAUUCACCAAAAUCCACUUUAGRAACAGCUCCUGUGACUUUGAUACCUGAAACAAAUCUCUCUGGGAGAACAACAGWACAACCUUAAAACGAACCCCCAGCAGGGAUACUGUAAUGCUGUAUUAGCUCCUCCUUUUCUAUAGAGACAACACUGGGUUUUUUUAAGGGAAUCGAGUGAAGAGAAUGAUGGAGUUGUCCUCCUCCCGCUGUGUUUAUUCUUUCCUCACCUACUGCAUCAUUAGUGCCUUAGCUCGGCUCCAAAUAGGUGAACUCCUUCCCUUUGUUCCUGCUCCRUUACAUAGAAAGGAGCAAGCUCUCCGGCAUCGCAGGGUGCCUAAAACCAGGAACACCAACAAGUCGGUUUCCUUAGCUGAUUUUCCAAGCUGGUUGGCUGAACACCCAGGCAAUGGCUGGCAAAAGGGUSCUGAACUGCAGGCGGUGAAUUAACCCAAGCAAGGAAGGCAAUUUUCUUUAUAGCUAUCCCUUUUCCUAUGGAGAUUUGAAUCAGUGUCUAUCCCAGUCUGAGGCAGUUGGAUUCUGCUUAAAAGAGGUAGAGAGACCCCCUCGGAGCUCACUGGCAGGCUGUAGGAUUUCUAGCAUCGCUUUGUGCUGAGCGUUUCAAGUAAAAUUCAGAAACCUGAUCCCAGUUUCUUUUCAG
Molecule: messenger RNA, 2137 nt
Organism: Malurus melanocephalus (red-backed fairy wren)
Lineage: Eukaryota; Metazoa; Chordata; Aves; Passeriformes; Maluridae
Gene: TTL
Product: tubulin tyrosine ligase
Exons: 7
Coding region: 141-1280 (379 amino acids)
Biological process (GO): protein modification process
Source: RefSeq, a predicted model, not a curated record